CACAAUCUCACUUGAUUAUAAAUCAAUGUACUUAAUUCGACAUAAUUUUGUUCGUGUUUGUAGGUGGUGUAUAACUAGCUUUAACAGGAUGUACGCGUUUUUAAUUGUAAACACUCUGGGGGCUCAUUCAAGUGCAGUUUGUUCAAUGCCCUUUGAACAAUUUUACUAGCGAUUAUUCAACUAAUCGUUGUGAAGGAUUUUUUUUAGCACGAGCUAAGUUCAGGCGAGGUAAGGGAUACAAUUGAAAGGAAAUAUAAACUCCUUGUAGAAUCAACACAUUAUUUCAGACCUUGUAAACAGAAUUAAAUAUUAAAUAAACAAGGGAAUGUAUCACAUCGUACAGAAAUCAAUGACUUCACAGUUGGGCAAUGUUUCAAAGCCUGUGUUUAUUAUUGUCGCCGAUAAUUAAUGGGGCAUCUAAUGGAAAAUAAAUUUCAUAAAACCUAUUGAUUUUUAUGUUGCAGUAAUUAUUAAGGCAUGUUGAUAUACUGUUUACCUAACUGUCACACAAUGGGACUAUUCUAAAGGCCUAAAGUGUACUUCCCUCUAUAGCUUGGAUAUUUCUUCUGCACAGUUUAAUAAUUGUAAGGUAUGAAAAUCCAUUAAAUAAAAGCAAUUAAACUACAAAGAGAAACCCCAACACGAAUUAUAUUUCUAAUUGUAGUGGGUAGGAUAGUCCUACUAAUUCAAGCUCAUUGCAAGAGAGCGGCAGUACUCUCCUGGGCCAAUGGGAAAACUCUUUAAUUCACAAGAGAUUUAAAUAAGUACUUAAUUCCAUUAUAUCAAUCGUACAUUAUAAAUAAUCUUGUCUAUUGCAAGUUUCAAAUAUACAACUUUAAAGAAGAGUAGAAUCAUUUUCAAGGACUUCUCACAGUCGGAUCACCAUCGUGGACACACACACAAGGCAAUUGUUGGACAUUUUUAACUUUCCUAAAUAACGUUAAAUAUUUACUCCAAGAUCUUCUUUUAUUUUCAAUUUAUUACUGUAAAAUAUUUAAUCCAAUUUCUAAGCACACUUGAUCUGUGAUAUACUUUCACUGUCGGCAAAAAAAAAAGGCUCAUGAUUAAGCAGGCCUUCUCUGGAGGUUGACAGCUAUUUGUUCAAAUGAGCAAUACAUAGUUUCUACUUGUGAUCUGACUUGCACGAUGUAAGCACAUUAAUAUCAUCAUAUCCAUCACAAGCCGUGGUCGAAGGAAAUCUUUUGGUUAAACUGCACAGAUGUGUGCAACACAGGAAAGCAAAUAAAGCUAGCAUGUUACUGCAAUAAGACAAAGUAGAUAAAUUAGCAGUUAUUUAUUUAAAUAAUGGUUUCUCUUUUGCAAUGUGGCUGUUCAUAUCAGUGUAAUUUAAACACGAAUGCAUGUACUGACAUGAAUCAUAAACAGGGAAGUUGUGAAGUAGAAUUUGGACUUUUUUGGAAAAAUAUAAUUCCGGAUUCCUCAUAUAUAUAACUGUUUACGAAGUUUGGCUUGAAACAUAAUGGUAGGCUCCGCUGUUCAAUCAUCAACGAAUUAAUGUCCACAAGUAAGUGAGAACUGAGAAAUAACAGAGGCUUUCAUCUUUCUUAUUAAACAACGACAAAUACAACUAUAAAGGGAGCCAUUUUGAAAUGAAAGAAAAUCAAUUUAAUUGCUGGUAAGAUUAAGAGUAUUCAAGAAAUUGCACAGUGCACGUAGAACACCAAACAGACGAAACUGGUAGGCAGAGCCUAAUAUUCACUCUUUGGAAAAUUAACAGUAUGGAUGUUAAAAAGACAUGGCUAGUUUUCAAUCUUCGCGUCAGGACUGCGUAAUAAUAAAAAUGAUCUCCAGUUGUUAAAACUACCAAUUCAACAGCAACUUGAAUAUUAUUCUGAGGGCCAGUGCAGGUUUAUUUUCUCUUUCUUUUGGAUGGCGGGCCAUGUAUAUAUAUGAAACCCCCCCUCACAUGUUGGAGAGAUAGUGAUCUUACACUUGAAAGGAAAUAGACCCUUUCGGUGUAAUGAGUUAACGGGGCGAAUCUAAAGCAGAGAUAUAGGCGCACAUGCACCAGCCGUGCCAACAGCAAGUAAUUGUAGUGAAAAUCCUACAGAGGGUCGCAUUGAAAAUCCGGAAUUAAGAAAUCGGCAGAAUAUCCAGACAUAAAAAUAACCGGAUACCUCACCAGAAAAAUUAAUUCGGAGUCAUAACCCAGCUGAGAAGUACGGAAGAAAAAAUAUAUUAAGUGGGCGCCAUGGCUAAUCAGGACGAACUUGCCAAUGCAGCUGCUCAAGGGAAAUACGACAAGGUGAAACGAUUGUUGAGUGAUGGAGCAGACGUCAACGGGAUCAAUACAUUUGGUAGGACCCCCUUACAGGUGAUGAAAAUGGGUUGUCCGGAACUUUGUCGCCUUCUCCUGGAGCACGGAGCUGAUCCGAACCGGCAGGAUAAUCAUCAAAUGGCACUGAUCCACGAUGUCGCCAGGGAAGGUUUCCUGGAUACGUUGCAAGUUUUGAUCGAGGUCGGAAAAGCUGACACGAAUCUCCGAAACAAAAACAACCAACGACCCAUCGAUCUGGCAGAGCAACACGGCCAUCAGGAUAUUGUGAACUAUCUAGGUAACCUAAAUCCAGCCGAUUGAGUGGCUGUGUCCUCAUUGAGAGACGUCCCACCUUCAUUUUAGUUUGAAUUUUUAAAACUAUACUCGUUUUCACAGAUUUUUUUUUAAAAAAAGAACAAAUAUUGAUAUUGUUGUAAAAUGCAAAAUGACAAUAAAAUAUGGUAAAUACGAAGAUGUUUUUUGAGAAUUAGUCUAUAAAUGUGCAAAUGAAACAUUGGCAAUAAUAUCUUUGGACGGUUUAGUUAUAAAUAAUUUAGUCACAAUGUAUUAUUUCAGUUUAGGAUUUCUUGAAAGUUGUUUUUUAUUAAAUUACUUGGACAGCCCUUUGUCGCUUAACCUCACUUUCUGGCAUUCAGUUUCUUUAUAACUAGACA
Molecule: messenger RNA, 2952 nt
Organism: Chiloscyllium plagiosum (whitespotted bambooshark)
Lineage: Eukaryota; Metazoa; Chordata; Chondrichthyes; Orectolobiformes; Hemiscylliidae
Source: RefSeq, a predicted model, not a curated record